Messenger RNA from Miniopterus natalensis, 1728 nucleotides. Lineage: Eukaryota; Metazoa; Chordata; Mammalia; Chiroptera; Miniopteridae. The record is from RefSeq and is a predicted model, not a curated record.
ACUAACACUGACAAGCAUGAGUUUCAGCAAUUGUUUAUAUGAAAUUGGGGAAGCUCUGAGCAGUGAGGAGGUGGCCUCGCUCAAGUUUCUGUGCCUGGACUACAUACCACAAAAGAAGCAGGAAUCCAUCAAGGAUGCCUUAAUGUUGUUCCAGAGACUCCAGGAAAAAAGAAUGUUGGAAGAAUGCAACUUGUCCUUCUUGAAAGAGCUGCUAUUCCUUAUUAAUAGACUGGAUCUACUGGAAAAGUACCUGAACACCAGCAAGGAAGAGAUGAAAAGGGAGCUUCAGACAUCAGGCAGGGGUCAGAUCUCUACAUACAGGGCCAUGCUUCUCCAGAUUUCAGAAGAAGUAAUUGAAUCGGAAGUGAAGGACUUUAAAUUUUUUUUGAGCCAGGAGAUAUCCAGAUGUAAACUGGAUGAUAGCAUGAGCUUGCUUGAUAUUUUCAUAGAGAUGGAGAAGAGGCUCAUCCUUGGGGAAAAAAAGUUGGACACCCUAACGAGAAUCUGUAACAAAGUCAACAAGAGCCUGCUGAAGAAAAUCAGCGAUUAUGAAGAAGAAUUAAGCAGAGAGGGAAGAAUGAGCCUUUGUCAAAGAAGUCCAGAUGAAUUUUCAAGUGAUAUGUCUCAGUUACCUGCAGAGGGAGGGCCACCUGAGAUGCUGUCAAUGUCAGACUAUCCAAGAGAACAGGACUUGGAUCAACGAGAACAGGACUUCAAGCCACAAGAACAGGACAGUGAGCCAGGGGAACAGGACAGUCACCCACAGCAGACAUUGGACAAAGUUUAUCGAAUGAAAAGCAAGCCUCGGGGAUACUGUGUGAUCUUUAACAAUUACGAUUUCAGCAAAGCACGGGAGAACAUUCCCAAACUUCAAACAAUGAAGGACAGGAACGGAACAGACUUGGAUGCAGAGGCUUUGCUCAGCACCUUUAGUCAGCUUCAUUUUGAGACGGUGCAUUACAAAGACUCUACAGCAAAGGAAAUCUGUGAGGUUCUGAAAAACUACCAAAGGAUGGACCACAAGAAGAGAGACUGCUUCAUCUGUUGCAUCCUUUCCCAUGGAGAUGAAGGCAUCAUCUACGGCUCUGAUGGGCAAGAAGCCUCCAUCUAUGAGCUUACCUCUUACUUCACUGGUGCGAAGUGCCCUUCCCUUGCAGGCAAACCCAAAAUCUUUUUUAUCCAGGCUUGUCAAGGGAAUAACUACCAGGGACGUAUAGCUGUUGAGGCUGACUCAAGAGAGAAGGAAGCCUGCUUGGAUAUGGACUCAUUAUGUCGGAAGAGAUAUAUCCCAGAUGAAGCUGACUUUCUGCUGGGGAUGGCCACAGUGAAAAACUAUGUUUCCUACCGAAACCCCAUGGAGGGGAGCUGGUAUAUCCAAUCACUGUGCCAGAGCCUGAGAGAAAGAUGCCCUAGGGGUGAUGAUAUUCUCACUAUCCUCACUGAGGUGAACUUUGAAGUGAGCAAUAAGGAUGACAAGAAAAACAUGGGGAAGCAGAUGCCACAACCUACCUUCACUCUGAGAAAAAAACUCUUCUUCCCUCUUCAUUGAUGUACAACAACACUAUGCUUAAUUUUUUAUUAUGAUGCUUGCACUUUAUGCUAUUGUUUACUUGCAUAACACUAUGCUUAAUUUAUUAAUAGAUGCUGCUACCCCCCCCCAACCCUUUUCGAUGGCAGGAAGGGGAGAAAAUGAGAGUGAAGACAAUUUAAGUUUUAUGCAAAUUCAAG